Penicillium lagena is the source of this 903-nucleotide messenger RNA. RefSeq lists its product as uncharacterized. Gene Ontology annotation, molecular function: protein binding. Bases 1 to 903 code for a protein of 300 amino acids. The transcript is spliced from 2 exons. The record is from RefSeq and is a predicted model, not a curated record. NCBI's taxonomy places the organism in Eukaryota, Fungi, Ascomycota, Eurotiomycetes, Eurotiales, Aspergillaceae.
AUGCCCGAAUCCUCCAAUGCGCCCGAGCGCGACCAUGUCGAGUCCCCGGGUGAAGACGAGGACGAGUUCCACGAUGCGCGCUUCCCCGCAGAGGAAGAAGCCGUGAGUCUUCGUGUUCAACAGCCCAUUUAUUCAAUCCCCUCUAAUCUGGCCAACUCGCAGAAACUCCGAGAAGAGGCCCAUGCGAUCAAAGCAGAAGCCAAUAAACUCUUUAGCGCGAGAUGCUACGACCAAGCGAUAUCCUGCUACGACCGCGCCCUUGCCUCGUGCCCGAACUACCUCGACUACGAUGUCGCUGUGCUGCGGAGUAAUAUCUCAGCCUGUUAUCUGAAGCUGGACGACUGGAAGGCUGCAGUGGAUGCUGCCACCGCAUCUAUCGAGCGGCUGGAUAGGAUCUUACCACCAUCAGGGCCACCACAAGAUAAGGGAUCGGGGGGCUCAUCAGACCUGAGAGCCGAGAGGACCGACACAAAGGACUCGGAUGCUGUGGUGGAAAUAACAGGCGACGAGGAAGAAGGAGAGAAGGAGUUGCAGAGACUGCAGGAAUUGGACAAGAAAAGAGCGGACGUCUCGCGCAUCCGAGCGAAGGCGCUCAUGCGACGCGCAAAAGCCAAAUCGCAACUAGGCGGUUGGGCCAACCUGCAAGGAGCGCUAGAGGAUUAUCAAGCCUUGGCGGCCAUGGAAAAUCUCCCUCCGGAUGAAAAGCGGAUUGUCCAGCAGGCGUUGCGUGAGCUCCCGGAACGCCUCAACCAGGCGAAGGAGAAGGAAAUGGGGGAGAUGAUGUCGAAGCUGAAAGAUCUGGGUAAUGGCAUCUUGAAGCCGUUUGGUCUGUCGACGGACAACUUUAACUUCGUUCAGGAUCCGAAGACGGGUGGUUAUAACAUGAACUUUCAACAAUCCUGA